AUGGUAUUCCUACAAUCUAUGGGUGACCGCAUUGAUGAUUUUGAUCUUCCAAAAAUAAAUCAAAACGUCGAUUUAGAAUUUGGAGUUUUUCGUGAGGUACAAGAAGAAUGCUCUAUUGUUUUAAAACAUGAACAUUUACAAGCUCGAGAUUCUCUCAAUCCCGAACAAAAGUUUGCAUAUGAUGAGAUCAUGCGGCAUGUCCAUAAUGAUAUUCCUGGAGUGUUCUUCAUAGAUGGUCCUGGUGGAACAGGAAAAACAUUUUUGUACAAAGCUUUACUUGCUAAUAUUCGUUCGUGUGGUCAUAUUGCACUCGCGACUGCUUCAUCUGGUGUUGCGGCUAAUAACAUGCCCGGGGGAAGAACAACUCACUCUCACUUUAAGAUUCCUAUCAAUCUUGAAAAUAACUCAGUCUGUAAGAUUUCAAGACAAAGUGGUACUGCACAACUACUUCGGACUGCAAAAGUAAUCAUUUGGGACGAAGUGUCGAUGGCUAAAAGACAUGCAUUGGAGGCGGUUGACCGUACAAUGAAAGAUAUCACUGGGGUGAUGCUCCCAUUUGAUGGAAAGAUAAUGGUUUUGGGAGGUGAUUUCAGACAAGUAUUGUCGGUUGUCAUUGGAACACGAGCACAGACUGUGGAUUCUAGCAUACGUAUGUCACCUCUUUGGUCUUCGAUUACCAAGUUGUGGUUAACUAUAAAUAUGAGAGCACUAACCGAUCCAUGGUUCUCAGACUUUCUAUUACGUGUCGGUGAUGGAGUUGAAGAAACGGUGCACGGAAACUUUAUUCGCAUCCCUGAUGAUAUGGUAAUUCCCUUCACUAAAAAAGAAAAGUCAUUGCAUGCUUUGAUUGAUGCAAUCUUUCCAUCCUUUGAAAUUAAUAGAUCUGAACCAGAUUAUAUAAUUUCGCGUGCAAUAUUAUCCACAAGAAAUGAUAGUGUCGAUGAGAUUAAUGAUUAUUUGAUCGGCCGAUUCCAUGGAGAAGAGCGAAUUUACUAUAGUUUUGAUGAAGUCGUGGACGAUAUAAAUAACUUCUAUCCUGUGGAAUUCUUGAACACGCUCAGUGUUAGUGGUUUGCCCCCUCAUUACUUAAGACUGAAAGUUGGAUGCCCGAUAAUACUGUUACGGAAUCUCGACCCAUCAAAUGGAUUAUGUAACGGCACCCGAUUGAUAUGUAAAAGUUUUCAGCACAAUGUCAUUGAUGCUGAAAUAGCUGUUGGUCAACAUGCUGGAAAGAGGGUAUUUUUGCCAAGGAUUCCUCUAAGUCCGUCUGAAGAUGACACGUUCCCGUUCAAGCUGAAGAGAAAGCAAUUUCCAAUUCGAUUAUGUUUUGCAAUGACAAUAAAUAAAGCUCAGGGACAAACAAUUCCAAGUGUAAGAAUUUAUCUUCCAGAAUCGGUUUUCUCACAUGGCCAACUUUAUGUGGCAUUAUCCAGAGGGAUAUCACGUGCCACUACAAAAGUAUUGGUGAAACCCGAUGAACAAUUCAACGGCAGUGAAGUCUAUACGUCAAAUGUCGUGUAUAAAGAAGUGUUGCAUGAUAAAUAA
Lactuca sativa (garden lettuce) is the source of this 1545-nucleotide messenger RNA. RefSeq lists its product as uncharacterized. Gene Ontology annotation, molecular function: DNA helicase activity. Gene Ontology annotation, biological process: telomere maintenance; DNA repair. Lineage: Eukaryota; Viridiplantae; Streptophyta; Magnoliopsida; Asterales; Asteraceae. The record is from RefSeq and is a predicted model, not a curated record.